Messenger RNA from Sapajus apella (tufted capuchin), 5503 nucleotides. It is a transcript of the gene NACA, whose product is annotated as nascent polypeptide associated complex subunit alpha. Gene Ontology annotation, biological process: protein targeting to membrane. Gene Ontology annotation, cellular component: nascent polypeptide-associated complex; cytoplasm. The transcript is spliced from 11 exons. Lineage: Eukaryota; Metazoa; Chordata; Mammalia; Primates; Cebidae. The record is from RefSeq and is a predicted model, not a curated record. Bases 329 to 5392 code for a protein of 1687 amino acids.
CGCUACUUGGCGGACCGGAGGGCGGAGUCGGCUUCGUACUGAGGACUGCGUAGCUUCAAGCCGAGAGCUCCUGCCAGGCCUGCGAGUCCUGUUCUGAAUUCUUACCCUUAUUUAGUCCUUGUCACCACCCCCGCCGUGGGAACAGCCCGACGGUCACUCAAAGGAAGUUGCUGCGGGCAGCUCUUGACCCGGAAUCGGAUUCUAGUCCCACCCACUCCGCUCCAGGCUUCCUUCUGCAACAGGCGUGGGUCACGCUCUGGCUCGCUCUCUUUCUGCCGCCAUCUUGAUUCCGCGUUCCCUGCACAGCCUCCUUUUUAUUCCUUCAGAAAUGCCCGGCGAAGCCACAGAAACCGUCCCUGCUACAGAGCAGGAGUUGCCGCAGCCCCAGGCUGAGACAGCUGUGCUACCUAUGUCUUCAGCCUUGAGUGUCACUGCUGCCUUAGGGCAGCCUGGACCUACCCUUCCCCCUCCUUGCUCUCCCACCCUGCAACAGUGCCCUCUGUCAGCUGCUAACCAGGCUGCCCCAUUCCCUUCCCCCUCUACUAUUGCCUCGACCCCAUUUGAAGUUCCUUUUCCCCAGUCAUCCUCUGGAACCACCCUACCUUUGGGAACUUCCCCUGAAGCCCCAACCUUCCUACCAAACCUAAUAGGGCCUCCCAUCUCCCCAGCUGCCCUAGCUCUGGCCUCUCCCAUGAUAGCUCCAACUCUGAAAGGGACCCCUUCCUCUUCAGCUCCCUUAGCUCUGGUUGCCCUGGCUCCCCACUCAGUUCAGAAGAGUUCUGCUUUUCCACCUAACCUCCUUACUUCACCGCCUUCAGUGGCUGUAGCUGAGUCGGGGUCAGUGAUGCCUCUGUCAGCUCCCAUUACUCCCCCAGAACCAAAGACUAAUCUUAUUAAAGUUCCCUCUCAGGUAGUCCCUAACUUGAAAGGUAACGCCAGUCCUCCAGGUAUAGUCAGUGCUGUUCCUUACCACUGUGUGACUCCCUUGGCCUCUGUUCAGUCUGGAGUGGCCUCCUGUCCUCAGAUAACACCCACCACUACCCUAGCCAUCACUUCUCCUCAGGUCAAAGAUACCACCAUUUCCUCAGCUCUGACUUCUCCACAAAACCCAGGAAGCCUCAGCCUGAAGGGGCCUGUUAGUCCGCCUGCUGCCUUAUCUCUUGCAACUCAGUCUCUUCCUUUGAUGACCUCUUCUCAAAAGACUGCGGGUCCCAACACCACCCCAGAUUUUCCCAUUUCUCUGGGCUCUCAUCUUGCACCUUUACAUCAGAGUUCUUUUGGUUCUGUCCAACCUUUAGGUCAGACAGGUUCUGGUGCUUUGUUAGACCCUACAGUAAAGACCAUUUCUACAGAUAAUUCUUCCACAGGGGCCUCUUACCCUCCUCAGAGAUCUGAAAUUCCUUCCCUUCCUUCCAGGAAUGAGGUAGUUCCUGCUACUGUGGCUGCCUUUCCAGUGGUGGCUUCAUCUGUUGACAAAGGUCCCUCUACCGUCACUAGCAUAACCUGCAGCCCUUCUGGCACCUUACAUGUAGCUACCUCGUCUUCAUUAUCUCCUACAGCCUCUCUCAUUCUCAGAAGCUCUCCUAAUGCCACUCAUCAUCCUUCAGUGGCCCAGAUUCCCAUUUCUUCUGUUGGAACCACCCCACUUGUGGUGACUAACCCCUGUACUAUUGCUGCAGCACCUACUACCUUUGAGGUAGCUACUUGUCUUUCUCCUCCAAUUUCCUCAGGUCCCAUAGGCAAUGUAGAACCAACUUCCCCUGCUGUGUUGGUUAUGGCACCUGUGGCUCCCAAAGAGCCUUCUGUUCAAGUCGCAACCACUCUGGGGAUACCAGUCUCUCCUCCUCUGCCAGACCUUAAAGACCUCAAAAAUCUCCCCAGUUCAGUAUUGAUUAAAUUUCCAACACAAAAAGAUCUCCAAACUGUACCUGCCUCUCCUGAAGGAGCCCCUUUCUCUCCAGCCCAGGCAGAGCUCACCACCAAGAAAGACUCUACUGUAUUACCAUUAGCCCAUGCAGCCCAGAAAAAAUCUCCUUUUUUCCAAAGUACACCCUCUUCUCCGGAGAUAUCUCUUUCUCCUGAAGCCACCCUAGCAAAGAAAAGCUUUGGAGGGCCUCUCCCUGUAGGUAAACCAGCCAGCUCUACAACCUCUCCCCUGGGUGUUAAAUCCCCGGCCUCUGUAAUCAAGACAGAUUCUUAUGCAGGCCCAGACUCUGCUGGUCUGCUUCCCAAAAGCUCUCUCACUACCCCAGCAGUGGCUGCAUUUCCUUUGGAAAGUGCCAAACCUGCUGGGGUGGCUCCCACAAUUGCCAAAGGUACCUCAACUUAUACAACUACAGCCAGCCCUUUUCUAGAAGGAACUGUCUCUUUAGCGCCUAAAAACCACCCAGCUAAGGAAGGUACUUCCACUCUUACUACUUUACCCUUGGUUGCUUCAGCCUCAGAAAAUUACCCUGUGUCUCUAUCCCCCCAGAAUACCUCUGCUUCUCUGACUACCUUAGUGCUAGCCCCUGAAAUUCCCAAGUCUGUGCCCUCACCCUGUCUUCCCCCAGCUGGGACUCCUCCAGGUACAAAAAAGGUUGAUGGUAUUUCUCAUACUUCAGCACUGGCACCUGUUGCUUUGUCUCCUAAAGGGUGCCCAACUGAGGACUCUGGUGCCUCUGCUACUGCAUCUUCCAAAGGAACUCUGACUUACCUAGCUGACUCCCCAUCUCCUUUAGGGGUUAGUGUAUCUCCUCAGACUAAAAGACCUCCAACCAAGAAGGGUUCUGCUGGCCCUGAUACUCCUGUUGGAAAUCUCUCAUCCCCUGUUCCUCCAAUUGAAGCUUUACUUCUUCCAGAGAACAGUCUUUCUUUUCAAGGCUCUAAAGACUCACCAAAUACAAAGCAUUGUCCCACUCCUCCAUCCCCCAAAGGGGCCCCUACUCCCUCAGCUGUGACUCCUCUGUCUCCCAAAGGAGCAGCACAAUCCCCCAAAGAGACUCCCAUUCCUUCAGCUGUGAAUCCACCCUCCCCGAGAGAGGGCCCAGCUACCCCAGCCCCCAAACAGGCCCCCGCUCUAUCUAUGACUUCUUCCUCCCCCAAAAAGGCCACAGCAACUCCAGUCCCCAAAGGAGGCCCCGCUACCCCAUCCCCCAAAGAGACCCCCAUACCCCCAGCUGCAACUUCUUCCUCCAAAGGAGACCCAGCUACUCCAUCCCCCAGAGUGAUCCCCACUCCCCCAGCUAUAACUCCUCCCUCCCCCAAAGGUGGCCCAGCUACGCCAUCCCCCAAAGGAAGCCCAGCUAUUCCAUCCCUCAGAGGGGCCCCCACUCUCCCAGCUACAACUCCCUCCCCUAAAGGAGGCCCAAUUACCCCAUCCUCCAAAGAGGGCCCCACUCCCCCGGCUGCAAUUCCAUCCCCCAAAAGAGGCCCAGCUACCCCAACCCCCAAAGGGGACUCCACUUCCCUGGCAAUGAUUCCUCUCUCUCCCAAAAAGGCUCCAGCUACCCCAUCCAAAGGAGAUUCCACUCCCCCAGCAGUGACUCCUGUUUCCCCCAAGAAAGCCCCAGCAACUUCAGCCCCCAAAGGAGGCCCAGCUACAACUCCUUCCCCUAAAGGAGGCCCAACUACCCCAUCCUUCAAAGGGGAUCCCACUUUCCCAGCAGUGACUCCUCUUUCCCCCAAGGAGCCUCCAGCCCCCAAACAACCCCCUACUUCCUCCUCUCCCAAAAAGGCCCCCUCAACUCCAGCCCCCAAAGGGGCCCCCACUCUGCCAACUGUGAUUCCUUCUUCCCCCAAAGAGGUCCCCACUCCCCCAACAGUGACUCCUCUCUCUAAAAAGACCCCAGCAAUUCCAGCUCCCAAAGAGGCCCUCAUUCCUCCAGCUAUGACUCUUCCCUCCUCCAAAAAGACCCCAUCAAUUUCGGCCCCCAAAGAAGCCCCAGCUACUGCAUCCUCCAAAGAGACCUCCAGUCCCCCAGCAGUGACUCCUCCCUCUUAUAAAGAGGUCCCCAUUCCCCCAACUAUGACUUCUCCCUUUCCCAAAGAGACCCCUACUACUCCAGCUGUGACUCCUCCAUCCCCCAAAAAGGGCCCAGCAACUCCAGGCCCCAAAGAGACUCCCACUUCGCCACCUGUGACUCCUUCCUCCCUCAAAGACUUUCCUACCUCCCCAGUUUCUGUCACAUGUAAAAUCGGGGCCACUGUUCCUCAAACAUCUAAAGGGCUUCCAGCAAAGAAAGGCCCCACAGCUCUGAAAGAAGUACCUGUUGCCCCAGCUUCAGAAAGUAUGCCAAUCAUCACAGCUCCCACUGGGAAAGGCCCACAGACUAAGAAGAGUUCUGCUACUUCAUCUCCUAUGUGCCCAGAUCCCUCAGCUAAGAAUGGUACUAAAGGACCUCCUUCCACAGUGGCUCCAGCCCCUCUACUCCCUGCUCAGAAAGGCUCUUCAAAGACAGCAAAAGGCAAAGAUGCUUCUCAUUUCCCAAAGGGCCCCUUGGCUGCUCCUGAGUCUCAGGCAUCCAUCCCUCUAACAGCAUCUGUCUCUCUAGCACCCACCCCACCAGUCUCUCUGCCUCUUGCUUCCUCCCCAGUUCCCCCUCUGCCUCCUACACAGCAAUUUCUGCCGUCCUCUCCUGGGCUGGUGUUGGAAUCACCCUCUAAACCCCUAGCCCCUGCUGAUGAGGAUGAGCUGCCGCCUCUGAUUCCCCCGGAACCAAUCUCUGGGGGAGUGCCUUUCCAGUCGGUCCUCGUCAACAUGCCCCCCCCAAAACCUGCUGGAAUCCCUGUCCCAACCCCCUCUGCCAAGCAGCCUGUUAUGAAGAACAACAAGGGAUCUGGAACAGAAUCUGACAGUGAUGAAUCAGUACCAGAGCUUGAAGAACAGGACUCCACCCAGGCAACCACACAACAAGCCCAGCUGGCGGCAGCAGCUGAGAUAGAUGAAGAACCCGUCAGUAAAGCAAAACAGAGUCGAAGUGAAAAGAAGGCACGGAAGGCUAUGUCCAAACUGGGUCUUCGACAGGUUACAGGAGUUACUAGAGUCACUAUCCGGAAAUCUAAGAAUAUCCUCUUUGUCAUCACAAAACCAGAUGUCUACAAGAGCCCUGCUUCGGAUACCUACAUAGUGUUUGGGGAAGCCAAGAUCGAAGAUUUAUCUCAGCAAGCACAACUAGCAGCUGCUGAGAAAUUCAAAGUUCAAGGUGAAGCUGUCUCAAACAUUCAAGAAAACACACAGACUCCAACUGUACAAGAGGAGAGUGAAGAGGAAGAGGUCGAUGAAACAGGUGUAGAAGUUAAAGACAUAGAAUUGGUCAUGUCACAAGCAAAUGUGUCGAGAGCAAAGGCAGUCCGAGCCCUGAAGAACAACAGUAAUGAUAUUGUAAAUGCUAUUAUGGAAUUAACAAUGUAACCAUGUGAAAGCAACUUUUUUUGGUGUCUCAAAGGAGUAACUGCAGCUUGGUUUGAAAUUUGUACUGUUUCUAUCAUAAAUAAAGUUAUGGCUUCUUGUUGGACGAACUCA